CUGCUGAUGCUGCUGCGCCUCUGUGUGUACAGUUACGGUAAUGGUGCUGAUGAGGGCGAGGGGGAGAUGUGUGAUGCUGCUGUUUGUGUCCUGCUGCCAUUUCAUCAGCACAUCUUCACGGACACAGCAGCCGCUCUGCUUCCUUUAACCAUCACCACCACACAGCCGGACGAUUCCACCUUAAAAUACUGACGACAGACGAGAGGGACGUUUAUAAAUAUGAUGUAAUUUAUGAAGCAGCCAGUCCGGACCAUCAUCUCCUGAAAACACAACCAUCGCUAUGGGUUUUGUUUUUUACACAUACUGAGCCGAUAACUUUAAGAUCUUAUUUCCCAUGAGACAUGGAGACGAUAUGGCUUUAUCAGUUUCGCCUGAUCGUCAUCGGAGACUCCACAGUCGGCAAGUCGUGUCUGAUCCGUAGGUUCACCGAGGGCCGCUUCGCCCAGGUGUCAGACCCCACUGUGGGGGUGGACUUCUUCUCCCGGCUGGUGGAGAUCGAGCCGGGCAAACGGAUCAAACUUCAGAUCUGGGACACUGCCGGACAGGAGAGGUUCAGGUCUAUCACCAGAGCCUACUACCGCAAUUCAGUGGGUGGUCUCUUGCUCUUUGACAUCACAAACCGCAGAUCCUUCCAAAAUGUCCACAGCUGGCUGGAGGAGGCUCAGAGCCACGUGCAGCCUCACAGCAUCGUCUUCCUGCUGGUGGGUCACAAGUGUGACCUGGAUGCCCAGCGUCAGGUCACCCGGCAGGAGGCGGAGAAGCUGGCAGCAGCCUUCGGGCUGUGCUACGUGGAGACGUCAGCGCGGGACGCCAUCAACGUGGAGAAGGCCUUCGUGGAUCUGACGAGGGACAUCUUUGACCUGGUGCGGAGCGGGGACAUCAAGAUCCAGGACGGCUGGGAGGGCGUCAAGAGCGGCAUCGUUCCCAACACCGUCCACUCCUCUGAGGAGGUCACCAAACGCAGCCGGCAGUGCCUCUGCUGAUCUACCUGGCUGCAGCAUGAGGGGGUGACGGGGGGGGGGUGAAUACUUCAUGUGGGCGGUGUCAACAUGUUCCUUCUACACACAAGACAUCGUUUUGACUGUCAGUGCCUGUUUGUGGCGAACGUGGGACCUUUUUUUGAUCCUCCGAACAGGUGGAGAAGCACAGGAGACAUCCUCCGCCCCCUCACUGAUCUGUGUGCAUAUGUGUGUGUGUGUGUGUGUGGUGGGGGGGACAUUACGUCACUUUUAAACCUUAAAAUAGCAGCUUCAAAAUGAGUUUGAUGGUUCACUGACUUUUAAAUAUGGAGAAUUGAGCCUCUUUCAUUCUCACUCCUAAUCUUGUCUGUUCCUGCUCUAUGUAACUUUGGCGAGUGGGUACGACUUCCUGUGAGAAGCGUGGAACUGACUGAUAGCUGCAGCUUUAAUUACAGGAAUCAGAUACAGCAAGUUCAACAGUGAGCCUGAACUGUAGAUUGGUUAAAAAGACAUAAGGCUCGUUUAUGCUCAAUGUUAGGUACGUAUACGGAAACGUAAAGAGCCUUCUCUCCGUAAUCUGCGUUAAUUUGGUCUGUAUUUACGCGCGUCUUUUGAAAGUGUACGAAACAGACGACAGAGAAGUACCACCGGGAAUCCUCAGGGGGGCAGUGCAGCCAAUGGCUCAAGCAAGACGACUAUAGGACACAAGGAGGACAUUUCAGCAACAACUUUUUGAGGAGACACUUUGCGACACUACAGGCUGAUGUUACUUCACCCGGUUAUAAGGAUAAACUUUACAAGUCAGCCGCUUUUCCCCGUUUCUGAAGAGGUACAUUAUCACAACCUCCUCCACUGUCGCCGUGUGUGUUUCCGUUAGAUAUUCUCUUGCCUUUGCGCUGCCCUCUAGUGGAUAUAUUGCUUAAUAACCAUGCCAACGUAAAGCACAUGUGGAAUAUGGGCUAUGAUGUUUACAUCGUUUGUAUCACGCGGCAUAAAGGAGCCUUUGGACGUCAUUAAAAACCAGCGUUCCUCCAAUAUUCAGUGAGGAAACUCAAAAUAUGAAGAAUUCUGAACAGAGUUGGGUGGAUUUGUUACAGCCGCAGCUCUUCUGGGUCAGGAAGACGGGGAUCAUGGGUAAUAUACACUGUUCACUUGUGUUUCAGUGCAGUGAGUAGGGCUACACAUUCAGUGCUGCGCUCAACAGACUGACAGACUGACUUUUUUAUCUUGAAAACCACUUCAUAGCUCGGACACACCAGAAUUAAUCACCACUCAUGGCUGCAGGGGGCGCUGUUGCUCAGAAGACGUACAUAGUGUUGCUUUAACCCUCAGCUCUUACCGACACUUCAAGUCCACUUUCGUACAGAACACUCAGAACUUGUACAGGCUGUGUCCAGUGGGACAGAGGAGACAGGAAGAGAUCUUCACCGAUUGUGCUGCACUACAAAUCCAAGUGGCUUAAUGCGAUAAGGAAAGUGAAAUCAAAUCGAACCAAAGUUUGAGAUGUUGUCAUGACUGUUUGUGUGAAUGCUGGAGAACGAGUUUUCCACUGUGAGAAUUGUUCUGUUCGCUGAAAAGGAAUCGACACUGUAGCUGCUUAUACUGAUAACUACUGGACCACGGGGGAAGAAUUUAGAGGUUAAUACCAAAUACAUGUUGACUGGUCUGUGGUGGUGAGAACCAUAGACUGUUUGUAAAGAUGGACGACGCGUGUUCACCUCCUCUCACUAUCCAGAAAUGCAGCUAAAAUAUCCUGGAUGCGAACGCCACCAUCAGACUCUGAGCAGUGACGAUCUAGAGAUAGAACUUCAGUGUCAAGAUUUCGCCGAGUCAGUCUCAACUGUCAAUUACGAUGUUUCACCCCAUUUUUAUUGCAUUAAAUAAAUUCAAACCAAAUUUACUGGAAUGCUGAACACUUGACCAAAACAUCAGUGUGAUAAGAACUACCUAAAAUCACACAAAAACAUUUUUUUUUAAGUGAACUUUAACUUAUUAAUUUGGUACAUGUCACAUCUGCUAACAUGGAGGAGGUGGGAUUUAUGACCUACCCUGCAUCCACACACCAGAGAGCGAUCGAGACACUUUAGCUUCACUUUUGGGGAGCACACACAUAUGUUGUCCGUCUUUAUAUAAAGUCUAUGGUGAGAACAGGUACGGUAUAAUAACCUUAAAGCUUUUCGUAUGGAAGCCCGGUGUGCUCGGUUAAAAUGAACAUAAAAUACAUUCAUAAACAUGAGAAUAAAUUGUGAAUAAUACAAUAAUAAUAACAAAACAUGUCUAAUGGACUAAUGAAGAAAAACUUAAGACUUAACUUUUAUCCUGUGACAACAUAAGAAGUGGCUUUAUAAACAAAUGAACUAACAAUAGAAAGAAAACAGUUUUUGUUUGAUUUAUACAGUUUGCACAAUAUUAUUCCUGUGACCCCACCUAUAUUUAAUGAGUCUGAACACAACACUUUCUCUCUUAUGCCUACAGUCCAUUUAUAUAAAGUCAAUGUGUCCAUGUUUAUAAUCAGUGCAUGUCUCCGUUUUAACUGAAAUUUUCCAAAGACACAAAAGAAUUUUUAUUUUUGAUAUAAUAUAAAUAACCAUUUCACUCUAGGCAGAAAGAGCAGAAGGAACAAUGUCCCUCCAUCUGUUGCUUAGGGAUGAGAAACACUUUGAAGUGGACAAGUCUUUCGAGUGCCUUUUGGAGGAACGAUGCCAAAGCACACACACUUAACUUCCUGUCCACACAUCCAAACAUACAACUGUGUGUUAAUCUUGUGAAUAUAAACUGAAUGGAGGCAGGAAACGUGUGGAGAUCACAUCACACGACUGUAAAUAAUUGAUCUAAAACCAAACCUGACAAAGUCGACUGUUCCAUGUUGUUGUGACAUCAAGUAUCCUCAAUAAUUAACGUCUGGAAACAUAAAUAUAAAUUUGUGCAAA
This is a messenger RNA of Hippoglossus stenolepis (Pacific halibut), 3889 nucleotides long. RefSeq names its product ras-related protein Rab-39B. NCBI's taxonomy places the organism in Eukaryota, Metazoa, Chordata, Actinopteri, Pleuronectiformes, Pleuronectidae. The record is from RefSeq and is a predicted model, not a curated record. Gene Ontology annotation, biological process: Rab protein signal transduction. Bases 342 to 983 code for a protein of 213 amino acids. Gene Ontology annotation, cellular component: Golgi membrane. The transcript is spliced from 4 exons. Gene Ontology annotation, molecular function: GTPase activity; GTP binding.